AUGUCAACAUCUACUGUAUUUGUCGUUCUGGUUUGUUUUGCAAGUACUGGCAUAAAAUAUAUUGAGGGACAGAAAUUUUCUGUUUCUACUACACCAGAAGCAAGAGUGACCGCAAAUGUUUCUCUUUGUCCCUUAAUUGUUCUUUCACCGGGAACUCUUGGACCAGAUUUCGGUAAAAAAGCCGAGUUUUCAGCGUUUGUGGAGGCAAAACUGGAUCCCGCGCUUGACGCUAAAUGGCAAAAAAUCAAGAAUGGCGUUGCUGAAGAUAUCAAUAGAUAUGAAUCAAAAUAUUAUGAGACCCAACUUCUACCUUCUCCGAAACUUGUCAUUAACAAAGUGGACUUUGAUGACGUUGGAUAUUACCAGCUACAAGUCAAGAUCACAGGAGGCUGGUGUGUGAGCAGCAGAGUUCACAUAGAGAAAGUCUGGGGAAUUUUGCAGUAUAAUAAUGCAUGUGAUUACACUCGUGAAUGUGAUGAGAGGUUGUACUUGGAAUGUUCAAACAACAUUAAAAAGUGUCUCUGCUACGACAGCUACUACCAUCGUAAUCAAACAUGCUAUGGUAAGUGGAACCUUCAAGCAACACAACUUAACCACAAUAUCACAGAAUCCGAGAUCAAUGUGUGGUGGAAAGAUCCUUCGAGUGACUCAGAUCUGAUACAGUUCUACAGUGUGACCAUCAUAGAAAAUUCUGGAUCAGUUAAAGUUAAUGCCUCCGUGGGAAAACAUACAAAUUAUAAUUUCAAGUCUGUUUUCCUUCCCGGUCAUCGAUAUAUCUUUACCAUUACAUCAACUGUACAACUGACCAAUCCAAUGGAAACUAUCCAUGUUCAAACAAAUCAGGAUGUGGUUGUAGAGCCCCUUCCUCCAGGCCCUAUUGAUAAAAACACCAGCAAUUUUCAUCCUGAAAAACUUCAUUUGAAAUGGGGUUUGCCAGGAAAUGAAACCAGUGUUGAUAGGUAUGAAAUAAGCAUUGGUGGAUACAUCGACCAUUCAACUUCAAAUUAUAUAAAUUGGUCCCCGAGAUUGGAGCCAGGGAGAGUUUACACAGUUACAAUUAUCACUGAGAGUUGGCCUAGUGAUACCUUUGGUAGAAACAGUCAACCCUAUAAGGAGAACAUAGAAACAUUGCGUACUCCUAAGGUAAUAAUCGCCAAUGGUAGUUCAAUAACCGUUCCGUUCCUCUCGAAGCUGGAGAUUAUGGCUUCUAUUCAGAACAAUAGCAAAUUCCCUGGUACUUUGGAGACGAGAUGGCAAAAAAAUGGAAUAGAUAUCAACAUUACAGAAACAAGAUACAUAGGCAGUUCUCUCGAUCUCUUUAAUCCCAAACUGGUCAUCAAUAAAGUGGAUUUUGUUCAUGAACAUAACACUUGGUAUCGAUGUACUGCGAAGAAUUCGGAAGGAUUAGGAACAAGCACCUUUGACACAUGGGUUUAUGUUACGGGGAGUCUUAAUUUUUCUGAAACUUGCAAGGAAUCUCGAGAAUGCCUUCCAAGUAGAUAUUUGACCUGUCGAAACAUGAAGUGUUUUUGUGAAUCAUACCGUUAUCACAAAAACAGAGUUUGCUAUGAUAGAGAUUAUCUACAAGCACAAUAUGUUGAUGUACAAAGUUCUACAUGCGCUAUUACGAUUAAAUGGAAACCUCCAUAUCAGGACAAACACCUUUUAUCGGGUUAUGAGGUUGUCUUACCAGAAGUAGUUUCUGUUGGAAAUGCAACGGAAUAUAAAACGCCGUGCAAAUUUCAACCAGGUCGAUUGUGCAACGUGCGAAUUCGAUCUAAAAUUAUAUUAAGUGAUCCAAAAGAGAAUAUCAGCGUAGAUUCACCUUAUCAUCGCACCAUACUAGAGCCACUGAAACCCGGACCAAUUCUACGUGAUUUGAGUAAUUUUUCUGCUGACAACCUUUAUCUUAGAUGGGAGGAAUCUGGUAAAAACAGUUUUGUAAACCGCUACAAAGUCAGAAUAGGGAAGCGAGAGCAGUUAACGAAAGGCAGUGUACCAGAGAUUUAUUGGAAAGAACUCUUGCUACCCGUCACUCUGUAUAACGUAACCAUUACAGCAAUAAGUUAUGGGACCAUAACUAAUUAUCCUUCUUACGGAUCAAGGGAGAGUCUCCCUUCUCUCUACUGGAUAGAAACUUCUGAAAGUCAAUAUACUGGAAAGGCUUACAUGUCAUAUGGAGAUGGGGAUUACUUCUUAAGUGGGGAUGAUGUUACAAGCGGACCUCUAAGAUCCCCAACAACAGUUUACAUUGGUGACGGGUCUGAUGGUGGUUUUAAUACAGUAUUCAUUGGUUCAAAUGGCGUAAUAGGACUUGGAGAUAAGUUUAACAGCAUUGUGGUACAUGAAAUGGAUUCUAAAAAAGUGAAGGAAAAACAAAUCAUUUGCCCAUUUUGGACUGAUUUGCUGUCAGUAAACGAAAGUGGAAAAGUGUACUACAACACAUAUAGAAGGGGAAUCCAGGGAGAUAAUAUAGACUCCAUGUUCAUGGAAAAAGCAGAUGGUAUUGUUAAGAAACAUUUCAGAGAUUUGAGAAAUUUCAAAGCGACAUGGCUUGUUAAGGUUACAUGGGAGAACAUGACUUUAUAUGGUUAUGAAACAAAGAAAGUCACAUUUCAAUGCUUCCUUAUCACAGACGGAGAGAAUACCUUUACAGUUAUUAAUUAUGUGGAUGUAGAUUUAAAACCAAUUAGAAACAGAAAGAUUUCCAUUGGAUAUCGCUACAAACAAUUCUUUGCCAAAAACUCUUUCACCAACCGUAAAGGAGCUUUUCGAAUGAGCGUGAACCCAGGAAAUAGAGGAGAACGUGGUUUCUGGAUUUACAAAAUGACAAAAGGUGUGAAAUCAAAGCGAGACGAAAAGGAAUGUUUCCUAUGGUAUUACAAUAAUAUCGAAAGUCAUAUACUACAGAAAAUAUCGUCCGUAUUAAAUAACAUUGAAUGUCCCUGUGAUCCUCGCCUUCUGAAGUUUGAUCCCCGAUACACCAUCAAUAGGUUUGACAGCUUAAACAGAAUGUUGUGUUAUGCUUCAAUGACACUCAGCAUGAAUUUGGAAUGCUGCUACAAGAUGUAUGCCGAUACAGAACAUUUAGGACCCUUAGAUCAGUCCAUACCUUUAGCAGGGACAGUUCUGCAAUACAAUCCCUUUUUUGAAAGAUACAAAUACACAAACUUUGAUCUUAAACCAAGAAAUCAGUGCUGCAAGACAGGUCAUUGUGAUUGGUAUUAUGAAGUUCGUCCAAUUCCACGUUGCUAUCUGAGAUCACCUUUCCAACCUGGAAUUAACUUUGGAGAUCCACAUAUUACUACACUUGAUGGCAAAGACUACACAUUUAAUGGUUACGGUGAAUAUACCAUGAUGAAAAUAAAUACCAGCACAACGACAUUUGACCUUCAGGCCCGAACAGAGCUUGCUACAUCAGAAAAUGGAACAUCUAUUAAUGCUACAAUAUUUAGUGCCUUUGUGGCCCGAGACCAAACAGGUUCAAAAGUACAGAUCGAAAUGUCUCGUGACAAAAAGAGAAUGAUAAUUCGAGGAAACGGAGUGGACCUGACAACAAAAUUUAUGAAUGCUAGCUAUGUUUUCCGAACACCAAACAUAUCUAUUCUAUGGGAAAAUCGAACAAUAUCGGCAACAUUUCUCAUACCCUUUAUAACGAUGAAAAUAAGUCUCGGAAAACGUUUCCUGAUUUGUGAGACGCUGGUUAACGACAAACACAAAGGGCUUACGAUAGGCCUGAUGGGGAACUUUGAUGGAAACAAGACGAACGACUUCAUUCUUCCAAACGGAACAGUAUUAGGAGGAAAUGCGACGAACACUGAACGGAAAAUUUACUACAAUUUUGGACAACUUUGGUCUGUUAACGAACAGUCUCUAUUUCAAUAUGAGGAUGGAUUUACAUACAAAAAUUUCACUCAUCCCGAAUUUGUGCCACUUUUUACUGAUGAGGUUGAUGAAAACCAAUUGAAGGAAGCUAAACAAAAAUGUGGAUCAAACCCUUCGGAAGCUUGUGUAUCAGAUUACCUUGCAACAGGAGACAUUGGUUUAGCUGAAACAUCUGGGAACAAGGACAAGAAUUCGAAAUCAGAUGUUGAGGUCAUAGAAAAUAAAACACCACAAAUAUCGGGAAAUACUACAAUAAAUGUCGAAGUCAACAAAGAAAUCGAAUUAAUAUUUAAUGCUUCCGACGAUGGUAAAGAGAGACCCACAUAUAAACUUUUAAAACAACCGGACAAUUUCGUUUUUGACGAUGAAACUGGAAUAGCAAGAUGGAUACCCCGCAACACCAAUGUCUCUGAAAUCAGUAUUAUAGCAAUAGAUGGCAUGGGCGCUCAGUCUCCUUCAUUAGACAUCUCUAUAAUCUCGUGCACUGGGUGUAGUGACCAAGGGGUUUGUAAUUAUGAGAGUGUCAUAUCUACAGAAAACGACCGAUUUCACAGAGCUGUCUGUAGCUGUUAUAUUGGAUAUUCCGGAGAGAACUGUGAGAAGGAUACAGACGGCUGCCUUGAUAGUCCUUGUCCCCUGGAUAGAAACUGCACUGAUCUGACCCCAGUAGAAGAGGUUAGACUAGGUCGUGGAUACAACUGCUCAGAAUGCCCACCUGGUUAUAAAGAUAUUGACAAUAAAUGUCAAGAUGUUGACGAAUGUGCCACUGCUGAACUAAAUAAAUGUGACGAUACCAAAGAAACUUGCGAAAAUAUAGAUGGGAGUUAUAUUUGUAACUGCAAUAAUGGAUACAGGAAAUUGGACGAAGAAUGCAAUGAUAUCAACGAGUGUCUGGAGGGAUUGUCUGGGUGUGAACAUCUCUGUACAAACACUCCAGGAUCUUUUAAUUGUAUGUGUCACCCAGGGUUUAAUCUAAAUAAGGACAACGUUACUUGCAAUAAAAAAGAUGUUGAAAUCUGUAAAAAAUCUGAGAUGCAAUGUGAAUACGCAUGCAGUAAUAUAGAUGGAAUCAACCAAUGUAUCUGUCCUUCUGGGUAUAGGUUAACAAGUAAUAACAAAAACUGCACAGAUAUUGACGAAUGUGCACUUAAAACUUCUCCAUGUGAACAAGAUUGCAUUAACAUCAAUGGAUCAUUUCAAUGUGCAUGCCGUCCUGGAUUCAGUUUAAAAGCCGAUAAAACAUCUUGUUCAAGAUGUGAGCAACCAAACUACGGUGAAAACUGUUCACAAAUGUGUACAUGUGGUCCAGGUGUAGACAGGUGUGAUCCAGUUCGUGGAUGUGUUUGUAGUUCGGGAUGGACAGGGAAGAACUGCAGUAAAGACAUUGAUGAAUGCCACCAAAAUCCAACCAUAUGCGGAAUCAAUAAAUUAUGCAAAAACACAGAAGGUUCAUUCGAAUGCCUUUGUGAACAUGGGUUACAAGCCUUUGGAGAUAACUGUAGAGACAUUGAUGAGUGUCAGGAUGCAUCACUGAAUGACUGUCCACAGGACACAACAGAUUGUUCUAACACCUUUGGUAAUUUCACAUGCGAAUGUAAGAAGGGGUUUCAGAAGAAAAACAAUGUUUGUGAAGAUAUUGACGAGUGCUCGACAUCUCUUCACGGAUGCUCCCAACUCUGUGUAAACGUAAAUGGUGACUACAACUGUGCUUGUUUCUAUGGAUUUACUUUAAUGGAAGAUCGCAAGACCUGUGAAAGAGAAAAGGACUCUUGUUCCUCCUUCCCGGGAUUAAAUUGCACCUAUGGUUGUAAACGAGAUGGAAUUGAUAAAAAUAAAGGAAUUUGUUUUUGUGAAAGUGGAUACGAACUUGACAAAGACAACAGAACAUGCAAAGACAUUGACGAAUGUAAAGAGGUUUCUAUCUGCGACCACAAUUGUACCAAUAAAGAGGGCUCAUUUAACUGCAGCUGUGCAAUUGGUUACAGACUUGAAAAUGAUGGCAGAUCCUGUAAAGCAUGUGAUCAGUAUCACUACGGUGAGAACUGCGAGAGACUUUGCCGAUGUGGAAGAGGUGCCAAUGUAUGUGACAACAUACAAGGUUGUGUCUGUAAGCCGGGAUGGAUUGGGGACAACUGUGAUGUAGAUAUCAACGAAUGUAAGAACAGUCCUUGUACCGGAGAACAUGAGAAAUGUCUAAAUGCCCCUGGAUCCUACCGAUGUGAUUGUAUUGUUGGGUUCAAAAAUUAUACGGGGGGUUGUGAAGACAUAGACGAAUGUCAGGAACCUACCUUGUGUCACCAGAAGUGUGAAAAUACAGUGGGAAGUUACAGAUGUAGCUGUAAAAAUGGUUAUGAACUGAUAAACGAAAAAGAUUGCCAGGACAUAAACGAAUGCAAAUCAGCUGAUUGUCACCACUGUUCCAAUUUUCCUGGAGGCUUUGAAUGUUCCUGUAAUGAAGGAUACCGACUGAACGCAACAACCAAAAAUGAGUGCUAUAAUAUUGAUGAAUGUAUCGAAGAAAUUCACAACUGUUCCAGAAACGCCCUUUGCACUGAUAAAAAGGGAAGUUUUAAUUGUAACUGUGUAAGGGGAUUCGAAGGCAAUGGAUUUGACUGUACAGCCUGUCAAAAUUUUACCUUUGGGGAUCAAUGUUCCGACCAAUGCAAAUGUGUUCCUAGCAAAACGGAAGAAUGCGAUGCUGUCGAUGGCACUUGUCGAUGUAUCACAGUCUGGACUGGGCCUGAUUGCUCAGAGGACGUGGAUGAAUGCAAGGAAGGAAUUCAGAAUUGCAGUACAGUUUUAUAUCAAACCUGUGUUAAUACUCCAGGUUCUUCUCAUUGUGAAUGUCUUUUCGGAGGACAAAAUCUCUCUGAUUGUAUUCAGCCAAAAGCUUCCCACCAACCCGAUAAAACAGACGUAAAAGUGAAAGUUGAAAUCAAAUUUGACAUCAACAAUAGUAGGGAAGACUUCCUGAAAAAUAGCCGGAAGUGGCUUACUGAAAUCCAAACAUCACUAGAAAAAUUCUACAAGAAAGAAAACAUUCGUGGAUUUACUGCAGUAGCUGUCCUGUCUAUCCGCUUUGGGAGUAUCAUUGUUGAUUAUGAGCUAAUUGGUACAAAAACUGAGGAAAAUCAGUUAGAAAACGACGUUGCUAACAGCAUGACAAGAAUGAUAAAAGGUAAACGAAAGCCCCAAAUCUUGGGACAAGAACCAGACAUAAUGGAAAUAACUAUAAAGCAAGAAAAUGGAACUUCGAAGGCCAAUUUUUCGACAUACAUUGUCCUCCUCGGAGUAAGCAUCCCUUUGCUCAUUACGGUCAUCGUUCUUAUAUUUAUCUGUGUGCGUUAUCAAAAGAGGACCGAGAAGAAGAAAAUACAACGGUUCUGA
Messenger RNA from Saccostrea echinata, 7272 nucleotides. RefSeq lists its product as uncharacterized. NCBI's taxonomy places the organism in Eukaryota, Metazoa, Mollusca, Bivalvia, Ostreida, Ostreidae. Gene Ontology annotation, molecular function: calcium ion binding; protein binding. Gene Ontology annotation, biological process: cell-matrix adhesion. Bases 1 to 7272 code for a protein of 2423 amino acids. The transcript has 41 exons. The record is from RefSeq and is a predicted model, not a curated record.